GCUGAAUUUAUUUGAAUGACAUCCAUUGAUGGCUUACAUGAGAAAGGAAUGGUUGAAGACGUUCAUUGUGGCUCCAUGAAGACUAUGCGACCUCCUCACCCUGGGAUGGGCCCACCUCAGAGUCCAAUGGACCAGCAUAGCCAAGGUUAUAUGUCUCCACACCCGUCUCCACUAGGAGCACCAGAACAUGUAUCCAGUCCGAUGUCUGGAGGAGGUCCAACUCCACCCCAGAUGACUCCCAGCCAGCCAGGACCUAUUAUACCUGGGGACCCGCAAGUUAUGAGUCAGCCCAACAGAGGUCCUUCCCCUUUCAGCCCUGUACAGCUACACCAACUUCGGGCUCAGAUUCUAGCAUACAAAAUGUUAGCUAGAGGUCAGCCUUUGCCAGAAAAUCUCCAGCUUGCUGUUCAGGGAAAGCGAACCCUUCCUGGCAUUCAACAACAGCAGCCUCCCAGUGCCUUCAACAGACAGUCUGGUAUUGGGAUGCAUGCAAUGAGUGGUGCUGCAACUGGACCAGGGCCUGCUGCAGGAAUACCUGGACAUACAGCUGCCAUUACUCCUAAAACAUGGAAUGACGGUACAGGCCAAACCCCAGAUAUGAGUGUCUCCAGUGCACCGCAGAAACUUCCUGCACCAUCUCUGAGUGGGAGGCCUUCUCCUGCCCCUACUGCUGCCCAGCCUGCUGCUGCUAUGCCUGGGCCUUCUGUACCACAGCCACCACCUGGGCAACCUUCCCCCAUUGUUCAGCUGCAGCAAAAGCAGAAUCGCAUCAGCCCUAUUCAAAAGCCACAAGGAUUAGACCCUGUUGAAAUUCUUCAAGAACGGGAAUAUAGGCUUCAAGCACGAAUUGCUCACAGAAUUCAGGAACUGGAAAACCUGCCAGGUUCUCUGCCCCCUGAUCUGCGAACCAAAGCGACGGUGGAGUUGAAGGCACUUAGGUUACUGAAUUUCCAGCGCCAGUUGAGACAAGAGGUAGUAGCCUGUAUGCGCCGUGAUACAACACUGGAGACGGCACUGAACUCCAAAGCCUACAAACGAAGCAAGCGCCAGACUUUGAGAGAGGCCCGUAUGACAGAAAAACUUGAGAAACAGCAGAAGAUAGAACAGGAGAGGAAGCGUAGACAGAAGCAUCAGGAAUACCUGAAUAGCAUAUUGCAACAUGCUAAAGACUUCAAGGAGUACCAUCGGUCAGUGGCUGGCAAAAUUCAGAAACUUUCUAAAGCUGUGGCAACUUGGCAUGCCAACACUGAACGUGAGCAGAAGAAAGAAACUGAGAGAAUUGAGAAAGAAAGAAUGAGGAGACUAAUGGUAAGGAUUGGAGGGAAGGGUAUGAUUGUUUUAGUGAAAAUCACUCGUUUUUAAUAUGUAUCCUCUUCA
Messenger RNA from Meleagris gallopavo (turkey), 1377 nucleotides. NCBI's taxonomy places the organism in Eukaryota, Metazoa, Chordata, Aves, Galliformes, Phasianidae. The record is from RefSeq and is a predicted model, not a curated record.